Messenger RNA from Gryllus bimaculatus (two-spotted cricket), 3340 nucleotides. The record is from the annotation of a GenBank genome assembly. Lineage: Eukaryota; Metazoa; Arthropoda; Insecta; Orthoptera; Gryllidae.
UUCAAUUUGUGUUUCUUUCAUUUUCUCUUUUUUCUCCUGAUUUUAAGAAUUUUAUUUCAUACAAAUAUGAAUUACAGAUAAUGAAACUUUCAUGUUCAAAAAGAAAUAUAAUCGUGAAUGAAAUAACAUCUACACGAUAUAAAAAAAAAAUACACACUUGCAAAAUGAAUCCUAAGAAACCAUUCAAUAUACAAAGGACCUAAAAUUUGAUGAUGGAAAUUUAACAGAAAUGAUGUGAAAUAUAGUGCAGUAAAAAUAAGCAGGAAGUAGGAAAAUGAGUUUGAUCACAGUGUUAUAAAAGAUCAUCCCAUCUACACGUAAGCUACUCAAACUGCAUCCCUGACAAAUCUACCAUACCCAAGGUACCACAUACCCAAGAAGUUGUGAUCUGCACGCCGCUGCUUUGAGUGGCUUGGUCUGGGAUCCCUGGUGCCAGGGUCUGUCACAAGACAGAACACAGGGUUAGGAUUGGUGGUGCAUAUUGCGAAAGGAUUGUUCAGUGGUGAGACCAAAUCAUCAAACGCAUACUUCUUUCAAGUUAAAGUAAUAAAGGUGAGGGGGAAAAUGAAAUUGUGAGAACAGAAGUGUGGAAAAGCAAGAGUGAGAAACCACAAAUAUUAUACUCUAUAAAUAUUCAAAUGUGAAACAAUUUACAAUGAUAUAAAUAAAAAUAAUAAUUCAUGUUUGCUGAAUUUUGUACUAUCCUUUCCUUUCUAUCCUAUGCCUUACUGUCAAGUCUAAUAGAGAAGAUUAAGAAAUCUCAAUUACACAUGCAUUGUUGCCAGACAUUUUUAUUAUGAUCUACAAUAUUUCAUGCAUUCGGCUACUACUAAAAUGGUUAAAGUUUUCGUACUCCCAUCUUACAAUUAGUACAGCACUGGAAGAAAAGAGUAAAUUUUUUUGCCAACAAAUGUUCUAAAAUAACAAAAGAAAAUAAAUAUGCAAACGACUAAAAUACAAACAAAUCUGCACACAAUUGCUAUUUAUAUUACACAUUCAAUUUUGCAAGGCAAUCUUGAAGUCUGAAAUGCAAUUCUCUUGAAAGGCAAGUUUUGCACAACACAUCCUUUACAAUGCAAAAUUUUUAAUUUACAAUUCAAUAAAAAAAACAAAUAAUAUAGCACAAAAGUACCUGUGAAAACUCUUUCACGACCUCGAAUUAUCUGGUUUCUGUUUUUAACUGUUACACACAAAUUGACCAUUAUCAACAUUGUUAUAUUCAUAAUAAUACUUUGAAUUAACAACGGAAGUUCAUAUCUUUUACCAAACCAGAAUAGGAUUCUCAAUGUAUUAGCAAUAAGCAGAGUUAAACACACAAAAAGGGAAAAACCUUCAGCAUCAUCAGUUCGUUUUAUUUCUCUGUACUGAGGUAUGAAAGGCACCACACCCCCAAAUACCAUAGCCAUAAUAGCACCCCAUUUUACUAGUUUUAAAAUAGAUAUGUCUGACAAUUCUUCCCAAAGGUUAUCCAUAGGAAAUUAAAAUGGGGGAAUGAAAUUAAUAUAAAAGAAAAGGAAGCGUAUUGCUAAAAAAUAACUAGGGUUCGUUUACACCAAACAUUGGUGACUAGAAAACAUCUUGUAGCAUCUUUUGCAUCAUAUAAAAAUACUGCAAUACACUUUCACUAUUGUACAUGCACACGUGUCAUCCGUCUUUUUAAAAAUAGCAACAAUUCACAACAGUUAAAUUCGUCAUUCAUUUCAGUAGGGCACCUGCAGAAAUCGUGGAGAGAUCUCCAGUCACAUUUACGUAUCUAAUAGAAUAAUCUAACAGAACAUCUAAUAGAACGUAUCUUUUACAUUAGUGAUAACAGGAUUUUGCCGAUAAUGCUUGUAUUACGAAAUACGGCUUGUGACACCUGUUUAUUAACGUUACUUGCAACUGUUAGCAUUUUCCCACAUACUGAACUACGGCCAUAUCAUAUGUGAUCAUAUGGUGGAAAUCACGUUAGUUUAUCGAAACGAAAAAUAUAAACAGUUAACAAAACGAAAAUUUUAUCGAAAGGUUUCUUGCUUCAUAAAGAUUUCUUCACGAAAAUUAGGCACACUUCCGUGACAAUUUCUAGGGAGAUUUUUCACAAAUGUAAUUUCUAUGGCCAAAAAAUCUGUUGACACAUUAAAAAAAUACACGUAUCUUGUUGCGCGCCAGUGGUGCUACGCAAUGCUCAAGAGCAUUACGAGAAGCAAGGAGAAUAGUGAGUGAAUAGGUUUCAAAGGGGCUCAGACACAGCAUACUCGCUGUGCACAGCUGUGCUCGUAAUUCACCACCAUAAACGUAAACAACACCGAGCGCUAAUCUGGCGCUAAUGCCGGCGGUUCUAGUUAUUUAAAAGCGGUUUAGGGUUAGGUGUGUAAAUGUUAUGAAAAGCGGUUCGUGUGACAAGGUGUGUGAGAAGACUGAAAACUUGAGAGAGGGGGAGAUUGUAGGAAAGUGAUAUUUAAAUUAUAUUGCUCCUCUUCUCAUAAUGGGAAUCCCUCGAGUUCUGGGGCUUGAAAUGGUCCGAGUUACUUCACUAAUUUCCAGGUGCUCUUCUGUUCCAAUUAUACAGUCUAUAAGAUGCUCUUGCUACUCAGGUUUUGGAACAGCAGGAGAACUGAAAUUUACUAGACAUUGCCGUUUUUAUAGUACUAAUAAGGAAGAUAAAAAGUCAUCCAUUACGAAAGUUAAGUCACAAGGUGUUACUCCAGGCACCUUUGAACAAGUUAAAGAAAAUACAAAGACUGCAUCAUAUUUAGGUGUCAUUGUAAUUGGAGUGGGAGUAACUGGUAUUAUGUUCUAUGCUGUGCUACGUGAACUGUUCUCCAGUAAAAGCCCCAACAAUGUUUAUAGUGCUGCCCUGUCGAGAUGUUGUGUUGAACCUCGGGUGCUUAAUGCUUUGGGAGAACCUAUUAAAGGUUUUGGAGAGGAGACAAGGCGGGGUAGGCGACGCCAUGUUAGCCAUCUUUUUUAUCAGAAAAAUGGUACCAAUUAUCUUAGAAUGCAGUUCUACAUACAAGGAAGUAGAAGGAGAGGCACUGUUCAUUUGGAGAUGAAAGAGGAUGACAAAGGCAAAUUUGAAUACUCAUAUUUAAUAGUUAAGAUGGAUGAUUAUCCUCCAGAUGUUAUAGUACUGGAAGAUAAUAGAUUUGACGUCCAGCCCAAUAAUGGAGGAGCUUUUGAGCUGUAAACUAGUCAGCUAGUGAGGACAUGUGAACAAUUUCUUCCAGCAGAUUGUGUUCAAUUUUUUAAUCAAACUUUGUACAUGCAAGUGAAAUGUUUUGUUGAUGUAUUGAAAAUAAUGUUUAUUUUAUUAAAACAGUCUCCUUUGAGAUACGUAAAUAAAAUCAUUUAUAAUUAAAGA